Molecule: messenger RNA, 1991 nt
Organism: Pangasianodon hypophthalmus (striped catfish)
Lineage: Eukaryota; Metazoa; Chordata; Actinopteri; Siluriformes; Pangasiidae
Product: C5a anaphylatoxin chemotactic receptor 1-like
Exons: 1
Coding region: 65-1033 (322 amino acids)
Biological process (GO): immune response; G protein-coupled receptor signaling pathway
Cellular component (GO): membrane
Molecular function (GO): G protein-coupled receptor activity
Source: RefSeq, a predicted model, not a curated record
CUGAACUUAUUGCCACCAUGACGUCUAAAAACGUUUUGACACAACGUAUGUUAUCUUUUUCUACAUGGACACCACAGACACCUACACUUCUGCUUGCUUUAUUAGGUGGCAUUUCCUCAUAGCUCUACGACAGCAUCUAACCAUGCAGCAGCUCAACUCAUCAAACAGCUCGCUCACCACUAGUUUCUCAACUGAAAAUCUGAUUGCCAGUAGUGUGCUGUCAGUUUGCUUCAUACUGGGAGUCCCUGCUAACAUAGCAGUAAUGGUACGUCUUGCUGGAUGGCUGAAGAGAGGCAGUUUCACCCCGAGACUGAUGCUAAGCCUGGCCGUAUCAGAUCUGCUCACUCUGCUUUCUCUGCCAGUUUGGAUUUGGGCUCUUCUGCAUGGCUGGGUCUUUAGCUUGGUCCUGUGUAAGCUUCUCUCCUAUUUGGUGUACUUAAGCCUGUACUGUAGCAUGCUGUGUGUGAUUUUGAUGAGUGUGCAGCGAUACAUACAAGUGCUACAUCCUCAGAAAUGGAACAAGCUUGGCAGAAAAGGAAAGAAGAUCCUUGUGAGUGGGAUUUGGAUCCUAAGUGGAGUAUUAUCAUCCUAUGCUCUCGUACAGCGCACGCUAAGCUUGGACAGGGAAGGACACCUUCAGUGCAGACUACACUAUCAGAAUGAUGUUGAAAGAGUGGCUACUUUAAUCUGGGAGAUUAUACUUUUUGUGGUUUUGUUCCCCACACUGACUUACUUCUACUUUCAUCUUUCCCGAGGAGUUAAUAACUCAGCUUUCUUUAGCAGUCGGUCAUUGACAAAGCUGGUGACCAGAAUCAUUGCGUGUUUCUUUAUUUUGUGGGUCCCGUUACAAAUCUCCAACAUUGUGAUCAUCACUGCUGCAUUGCUGAGGAAUGACAGUCUGCUAAGAUCUGCAGAACGUAGUGAGACUAUUACUGCAGCUCUGACUUUCAUUAACAGUUGUAUGAACCCCUUUCUGUACGGCUUCUCUGCUCGGGCUGUACGUCAGCAAACAGAUGGAACAGAAAAUACUUAAUUCCUUCAUAAUGUAGAGGUUUGAGAGAGUUUAUGGAUUUUCUCUGAGAGCCAGUGACUUGUUGCAUUUUAAAAGGAUCUGUGUAUAAUUCUGCUUAUUAUUGAAGUCUGUUGUUAUGAAGUGAGGUUGUAUAAUUUGUCAAAUAUUUAAUCUGUUUAAUACAAUUUGGGUAAUGCGAAAGUACAGUGACCUGAAACAGAGGAGUAAGCCAUGAACUGAAUGGUUUAAACAGAUUAUUUAUUUUCUGGAUGGCCAAGACAAAGUCCAACCCUCAUGCCAGUUGAGGUAUUGUGACAUGACCUGAGGAGAGCAUUUCAUCACGGGAUUUCCUUUAAUAUUAACAAACUGAAACAGUUUUGUAAUAACUAAUGCCCUAUAAUUUGUCCCACCUACAGUGCAAGUCUGAUCAGCAGCUUGAUGAAAUGUUUGGUGAAGGUGAUUGCUUGCUGAAAUACACUAAAUCGCCAAAAGCAUACUUAAUUCCUGGGUUCAACUAUUCUAACAGGUAUAUAAAAUAAAACAUACAGCCAUACAAUCUUCAUCGACAAAUAUUGGCAGUAGAACAAGUGGUAUUAAAGAGUUCCGAGACAUUCAAUGUGCCACUGUCAGAGGAAGCCACCUUUGCAGUAAGUCAGUUUCUCAAAUUUCUGCUCUGCUAGAGCUGCCUUGGUCAACUCUAAGUGUUGUUAUUCUGAAGUGGAAGGAUUUAAGAGCAACAACAGCUCAGCCAUAAAGAGGUAGACCAUGCAUGCUCACAGAGCAGGAUCGUCAAGUGCUGAUGUGUGUAGCAGGCAUCACCUGUCCUCACUGCAAAAAAAACGACACCUUAGCAAGUAAAAAAGCUUGAGUAUAGUCAAAUAUAUCUAGUAUUUCCUAUUAUAAUAUUACCAUAAACCAAAGAUUAUUAAACCUAUUUCUAGACAUUUUUAUUCAUUUCAAACUUAAAGUAUUCUGGUCC